GAGCGGGAGCGGCACCCGCGGCGGCGGCGGCGCGGUUGGAGGCAUGGGCCGGAGCUGACAGCGCCCGCCCCGCACACGCCGAGCGUCUGCCGUGCGGGGAGGGGAAAAGUUGACCCGCGGCCGCUCGGGAAACUUUCUGUCCGCCGUCUGCGGAGCGGAGCCGUCCGGUGCUGGUCGGGUCGCGCAGCGGAGCGCGCUGAGACGGCGGGGGGGCCAUGCCCGCCUCCAGCCUGCUGCCGCUCUUCGGUAGCGCGGCGGGGCCGGGCGCGCUGGGCGGUCCGGCGAGCGGCGGUGCGAGCGGCGGGGGCAGGAAGGCGGCGGGCCCCGGCGCGUUCCGGCUGACGGAGAAGUUCGUGCUGCUGCUGGUGUUCAGCGCCUUCAUCACCCUCUGCUUCGGGGCCAUCUUCUUCCUGCCCGACUCCUCCAAGCUGCUCAGCGGCGUCUUCUUCCACUCGACCGCCCUGCAGCCCCCCCCGCCGCCGCCGCCCGGUUUCCAGCCGCGCGCCCCGCCGCAGCCCGGUGCCGGCCCGGCGAUGCCGGAGGAGGCGGGCGGGGCGGGCAGCCUGGAGCGGAUCCGCGCGGACCACGAGCGGGCCCUGCGCGAGGCCAAGGAGACGCUGCAGAAGCUGCCCGAGGAGAUCCGCAGGGACAUCCGCCAGGACAAGGAGAAACUUCUGCAGGACGCCCGCGGCAGGAAGGAGGCGGCCGCCGCCGGGCUUCCCCAGCGCCCGUUCCAGCAGCCCGUGGGCGCCGUGGGACGAGAGCCCGCAGAUCCCGCCGUGCGACAGCGGAGGGACAAGAUCAAAGAGAUGAUGAAAUAUGCCUGGGAUAAUUAUAAGCGUUAUGCAUGGGGAUUAAAUGAACUGAAGCCCAUAUCUAAGCAAGGACAUUCAAGCAAUUUAUUUGGUAGCAUUCAAGGAGCAACAAUUGUGGAUGCCCUUGAUACACUGUACAUCAUGCAAAUGAAAGAGGAAUUCAAGGAAGCCAAAGAGUGGGUUGAAAAAAACUUAGAUUUCAAUGUGAAUGCAGAAAUUUCAGUAUUCGAAGUGAACAUCCGUUUCGUUGGUGGACUACUUUCAGCUUACUAUCUUUCAGGAGAAGAGAUUUUCCGGAAGAAGGCAGUAGAGCUUGGAGAGAAAUUACUGCCUGCUUUCAACACUCCCACUGGGAUACCUUGGGCAUUGCUUAAUAUUAAGAGUGGAAUCGGUCGAAAUUGGCCCUGGGCAUCUGGUGGCAGCAGCAUUUUGGCAGAAUUUGGGACUUUGCAUCUGGAAUUUGUACACUUGAGCCACCUGUCUGGGAACCCUGUCUUUGCUGAAAAGGUAAUGAAUAUUCGAAAAGUUCUAAGUCGACUGGAUAAACCAGAAGGUCUUUACCCCAACUAUUUGAAUCCCAGCAGUGGCCAGUGGGGUCAGCACCAUGUCUCUAUUGGAGGGCUCGGAGACAGCUUCUAUGAGUACCUCAUCAAGUCAUGGCUGAUGUCAGACAAAACAGAUGAAGAAGGCAAGAAAAUGUAUUAUGACGCUGUUCAGGCCAUAGAGACCCAUCUCAUUCGAAAAUCAAGUGGAGGACUGACAUACAUCGCUGAGUGGAAGGGUGGACUGCUCGAACACAAGAUGGGACAUCUGACUUGUUUUGCUGGAGGCAUGUUUGCUCUAGGAGCAGAUGGAGCACCUAGUGACAAGACAGGCCAUCACAUUGAGCUUGGUGCUGAAAUUGCUAGAACUUGCCACGAAUCCUACGAUCGUACAAGCAUGAAACUGGGGCCAGAAGCAUUCAGAUUUGAUGGUGGAGUUGAGGCCAUUGCUACAAGACAAAAUGAAAAAUACUACAUCCUACGACCUGAAGUCAUAGAGACCUACAUGUACAUGUGGCGGCUUACUCAUGACCCAAAGUACAGGCAGUGGGCAUGGGAAGCUGUAGAGGCACUGGAAAAACAUUGCAGAGUAGAUGGUGGCUAUUCCGGUAUUAGAGAUGUUUAUAGUAAUCAUGAAAGCCAUGAUGACGUGCAGCAAAGUUUCUUCCUUUCGGAGACACUCAAAUACUUAUAUUUGCUAUUUUCUGAUGAUGAUCUUCUUCCAUUUGAGCACUGGGUCUUCAAUACAGAGGCUCAUCCCUUCCCUAUUCUUCGCAAAGAGAGUAAAGAAGAAAAAGAAAAAUAGAUCAAGUUUUAACUUGUUUCAUUCCUUAUGUUUCUUUCCAGGACUGGGCGUGUGAUUUUAUUUUAAAUCCUUGAGUUAAAUUCUUAAAUCAAGCGUUUUGCAGUCUGUUUUCUUUAACAGUAAAUAUUUAUGAAUGGACCCAAACUAAUAAAAAUUCAGUCAUUAAUUGAACCACUUUUUAGAUAAGAAAUACAACAUCUGUCCAGAUUUUGUUAGUCUGCAGUGUAAUCUUGGCCAAAAUGAGCAGAGGGUCAGCAUGCUACUUGUUUCCUGUUAUACUUUUCAUUUGACUGCAAAAUUUUUUCUCCUCCAUGAGGAGAUGUCUGCUUUAAGCUGUAAUAUUUUGCCAUGUUGCAAAAAGCCAUAUUGAAUUAAGUAUAUAAAGAGCUUUUUUCUUUUCCUUUUUUUGUUCUAUGUUGAUUUGUUUUGUGUGUCAUCCAAGACAAAUAUUGUGACUGUGACAGCCUCUUCUUAUGCGGGUCUAUCAUUACUUGGUGAAGUAUCUGAUGUAUUUCAUUGUCAAUUAAGUCUACAUAGGAAUAUUUUCAUCUCAUGCAGACACAACUCUGAAACUGCAGUAUGUGUUGGAGUUAGUCUCAACUAGUCUUAUGAGUUUAGCACAUUAUUUAGCACACUAGUUUUUCAGGUUUUUAUUAGAAUAUUACUGUAGAGUAAAUAGUUUCUUCCCUUUUCUAAGUGGAGUAAUCCUGAUGCCUUUAGUCAGGCCAAUAUGGAGUAAAAUAAGAUAAUCAUUUCUUAUUAAGAAAAGGAGAUUUGCCAUCUUUAUGUUUUUUAAUCCAGUAGCUUUCAUUCGGUUAGAUGGUAAAAAGACAAAGUAAAGCUACUAAAUGCAUUUAUCCCUGAAGUUAAACUGAGAAUUAUACCAGAGACAGUUUGGUUUUCUGUGACAUUCUCAUGCACUCAGACUGGUUCAGACUUGACACUAGUCUUUGUACUUGAUUGUCAUAAAGCAAUUUAAUGUAUCUUUAUGAAUAAAAUCAUAUUCAGAUGCCUGGAAAAAAACUCAUCUCCUGCAGAGAGGAAAUUAUCCAGCACAGAACUAAAACUUACUGAAAGCACCUACUCUGGCUUCUUUAAGUGACAGAAAUGCAUUAUGUUGUAAAAUUGUCCUUAGAUUAUAAGCCUAGUUUACUAAGAAAGGUAACAGUUUUGCCAAAAAAGUUUUACUUUAUGGUAUCACCAAAGGGAAAAGAAUCAGGCACAAUCAAUACCUUAUUUUACUUAAAUGUAGCUUGGAGUGUCUUACAUUGUUUUUAAGUCUACAAAUGUUUUCACUCAGUGAAAGAAUGAAUUUUAUACAUUUUGAGUAGGGUAUAACACCUGACUGCCCAUUCUGAGAAAGUGCAUUAUGAACUGAUUUGACUGCAACUAAACAAAUGGCUCUGAUCAGUUAUCACUUUUAAACCUUGUACGCUGUCCAUCUCGCAUAUCCAGGGUAGCUAAUCAGAGCUGAGGAAAUGUGUUUGUUUAGGCAUUACAGAGUACAUUUUACCACUUUUUUCUAUACUGAUUGAGGUCUGUAGUGUAGGCUUUACUUAUGUAGAAGCCAAAAGCAAAGAUAACAUCACAUAUAUUUUUAUAAACAUGGGAGGCUGACCCAUAAACUUUUCCCUCUGGAGUGUGUAAGAUAGCACUGCCUGUCUGGUUCCACUGCAGACAGAGAAGACAGUCUGCCAUGUGAGCUGCCAAAGACAUUUCUACAGGGGGCAAAGCAAGAGUAUCUCCAGUGACACUGCUUCUUCUUUCAAAGGCCUGGCAGAGCUGUGCAGUCAUACAUGGAAGUUAACAGAAGGACUCUACUGAGCCUCUGUGACCCAGAGCAGGGAGAAUGAAUAUGAAUAUAAAUAUAUACACAGCUGCCUACUAUAAAGCCUGCUGGAUGGAAUCAGCAAGUUGCCUUGAAAUUUUUUUGCUCUUGUGCAAAAGUAUUAUAUUUUUAAGUAUGGAUUCUCUCAUGUCACAGUAACAGCGUGAGAAAAGUGAAGAAGGAAUCCUUGGCCCUCCUCUGUUGAAAAGCAGAAUUCCUGCUUAUGUUAAUAAUUCAGGAUUUGUAACCAUGAAGUACUGGAGUAUUCAUUAUAUUUUGUCAGAAACUGUGUUUAUAAGGGAGCUUUUUUCCCCCCGUUACAACAGAGAAAUGAUAGCUAUCUCUCUUGCUAAAUACACAAUUAUCUUUCCCCUUAAAAGAAAAAAGAUUAUACUUUUGUCUUAUUUAUCUUUAUGCCUACCACGUGAUAGCGCACACACUGCUAUAGGCCCCACAUCGGUUAAAUAACUUCAAUAACUCAGACAGAAGCGGUCUCUGAGAAAUGCAUUUUGUAACCCUCUUUUUACAUGUUUUUCUGAACCACAGUAUGCUUCCCCCCUGAUGUGUCCAGCAGUCUUGUGUUUAUUUAAUAAGCUUCAGAGAAACAGUGGAGAACCUGAUAAGCUCUUCUUGUUUCAAAAAGCGGGCAAACACAAAACUGUUGUAUGCAUUGGGUCCUACAUGCUUAAAUACGUGUCAUGACUGUUUACUUGUAAUACAGACACUCAGUGUGAGUAUUUUUUAGUUUGAUAGUUAUGAUUAUUUGAAAGAGCACAAAUUUGAUGUGACUGGUAUUGGUAUUCAGGUUGUAUGUACAAACUGCACUAUACUGUACUUUUUGUAAAGAAAUGUAAGUAGACGAGAAGAUUGUACAACGUGUAGAUCUGCCAACUGUAAGAAAACUUUUCAUAAACUGAGAAUAUAUUGAUUUUAUUUUUAUUUUUUUUAAUAACCCCAGAACACCAAAGCGAGUGUAAUCAUUUUGAAACAGUCACUGCUUACCAGUGGUUGUUAGAUUGCUGAGAUAACAUUCAUGUUAUUUCCCAUUCACUUAACUAGCUGUGUGAAAGUGGCUAGCAAUGGUUGCUUUAUGUCCCCACUCAUUCAUAAGAGCAAAAGAAAUUGCAUUAUGGAGGGGUAUAAUUUUUGCAUAAACACACCCGCCUAUCCUCUUUCCAUUUCUGUGUAGCAAAAUAACACAUCUAAAUCUGCAUAUGUUAAGUCCUAAGAAAUAAAUCCUUUUAAAAGACAACCAUACUGUUUCGUAGAAAAAAACAAACAAACUUGUUCUGAUCAUUUGUGAGAUAUGUAUUGCAUAUUUGUUGAUUAUACACAGAUUUUUGCAACAUCCUAUGGCUCACUGUUUCUAUGGUGACUCUAUCAUACACAUUUUCCAUUUCUGAGACAUUUAAAUUGGUUUUGAUUUGUACAUAUUCCAUUUAGUCUUCUCAUCUUUAUAUAAAUCCUGAAAUGAUGGAAUACGUAAUAGAUCAAGAUGCUUAAUUUUUAAGAACUUAUAUUUGUAAAAAUUUCUCUAUUGUGAAUAAAGUCUUUUAAUAUA
Messenger RNA from Coturnix japonica (Japanese quail), 5551 nucleotides. It is a transcript of the gene MAN1A1, whose product is annotated as mannosidase alpha class 1A member 1. Gene Ontology annotation, cellular component: Golgi membrane; endoplasmic reticulum; extracellular exosome. The record is from RefSeq and is a predicted model, not a curated record. Lineage: Eukaryota; Metazoa; Chordata; Aves; Galliformes; Phasianidae. Gene Ontology annotation, molecular function: mannosyl-oligosaccharide 1,2-alpha-mannosidase activity; calcium ion binding. Gene Ontology annotation, biological process: mannose trimming involved in glycoprotein ERAD pathway; carbohydrate metabolic process.